Molecule: messenger RNA, 2873 nt
Organism: Pteropus alecto (black flying fox)
Lineage: Eukaryota; Metazoa; Chordata; Mammalia; Chiroptera; Pteropodidae
Gene: SLC43A1
Product: solute carrier family 43 member 1
Exons: 14
Coding region: 313-1902 (529 amino acids)
Biological process (GO): neutral amino acid transport; transmembrane transport
Molecular function (GO): neutral L-amino acid transmembrane transporter activity; L-amino acid transmembrane transporter activity
Source: RefSeq, a predicted model, not a curated record
UGCCCCGGACGGGUAUAAGUAAACUAUUGACUCUGUAGGUCCACUUCGUCCCUGUCCCGCUUCGCGGUCCGGUGUCUCCCGGAGGGUGCCCAGCUCCCUGACUUGUUCCAAGGGGGCAGCGGAGGCCAGAACACCUAAAUGUCAGGCUGAACCCAACCAGCAGAGAAGUGCUGAGCGCCGGUGCUGGUCUGGGCUGCGCCCGCAAAACACGGGACACCUUGAGCGUGGACGUGCCAACAAGGAGCUGCGCUCCCAGAGGCGUCCGCUGCGGCAGGAGGGGCGUUUGGACCCGAGCCCAGGCUAGCGGCCAGCAUGGCCCCCACGCUGCAGCAGGCAUACCAGAGGCGCUGGUGGAUGGUCUGCACCGCAGUGCUGGAGAACCUCUUCUUCUCCGCCGUGCUCCUGGGCUGGGGCUCCCUGCUGAUCAUGCUCAAGAAAGAGGGCUUCUAUUCCAGCUUGUGCCAAGCUGGGAACACCACCAACAUCACCCAAGAUGCACAGUUCUGGUGGCCCGGCUGCGCACGCCAGGAAGAGAUGCUCAACUUGGGAUUCACCAUCGGCUCCUUCGUGCUCAGCGCCACCACCCUGCCACUGGGGAUCCUCAUGGACCGCUUUGGCCCGCGGCCCACACGGCUGGUUGGCAGUGCCAGCUUCGCUGCAUCCUGCACCCUCACGGCCCUGGCUUCUCGGGACACCAAAGUUCUGUCUCCGUUGAUAUUCCUGGCGCUGUCCCUGAACGGCUUUGGUGGCAUCUGCCUGACGUUCUCUUCACUCACGCUGCCCAACAUGUUUGGGAGCAAGGGCCCCACCAUCAUGGCUCUCAUGAUCGGUUCCUAUGCCUCUUCUGCCGUCACGUUCCUGGGAGUCAAGCUGAUCUACGAUGCCGGCGUGCCCUUUGUGGUCAUCAUGUUCACCUGGUCGGCCCUGGCCUGCCUUAUCUUUCUGAACUGUGCCCUCAACUGGCCCAGUGAAGCCUUUCCCGCUCCUGAGGAAGGCCGCUACACGAAGAAGAUCAAGCUCACCGGGCUGGCCCUGGAUCACAAGGUGACAGGUGACCGCUUCUACACCCAUGUGACCAUCGUGGGCCAGCGGCUGAGCCAGAAGGCCCCCAGCAUGGAGGGGGAUGGCAUCAACAUCUCCUCCCAGGACGUUCAUCGCACCUCAGAAAACCGUCACAAGAAGUCCGUCUCCUUCCGCAAGAGCCUCUGCUCCCCCAUUUUCCUGUGGAGCCUCCUCACCAUGGGCGUAACCCAGCUGCGAGUCAUCUUCUACAUGGCCGCCAUGAACAAGAUGCUAGAGCACCUGGUGGUCACCAGUGGCCAGGAGCAUGAGACUGUCGACUUGAGACAGAAGGCAGAAGGGACAGUUGGAUUCUACUCCUUCGUCUUUGGGGUCAUGCAGCUGCUGUGCCUUCUCACUUGCCCUCUCAUUGGCUGCAUCAUGGACUGGAAGAUCAAGGACUGCGUGGACACCCCCGCCGAACUCACUGCCCUCAGUGACGCCAGGGACGGGGUUGCCACCAAGUCCGCCAGACCGCGCUAUCGCAAGAUCCAAAAGCUCACCAAUGCCAUCAGCGCCUUCACCCUGACUAACUUCCUGCUUGUGGCCUUUGGCAUCACCUGCCUCAUUAAGAGCUUACACCUCCAGUUUAUGACCUUUGUCCUGCACACCAUGGUUCGAGGUUUCUACCACUCGGCCUGUGGAGGCCUCUAUGCUGCAGUGCACAGCCCAGGACACUUGAGCAGCACUCCUUCAUCUCAGCCUCACGACAGCCGUCUCAGCUCCGUUUCCUUGAUUUGCUCUGGCCAAAACUGCGAGGUCACCCUCCAUCCUUCUCUUCCUCACACUCCACAUCCGGUCUGGCCGCGAUCCCGCCAGCUCCGCACCCCACAUCCCACGUAGCCCGAAUCCCUCCCUUCUUGUCAUGUCUGCCGCAGCCCCCCACCCCCCAGUCCUGGAUUACUGCAGCAGCAUCUGGAUGGUCCCCCCUGCGGCUGCCCUUGCCUCCCCUCAGGCUGUUUUGAACACAGGAGCUGGAGACACCUGUUAAGACAUAAGUCUCUUCACGGCACUCCGCGUCUUGUCUCGCCCACAGAAGGAGCCGAAGGCUAUACUGUGGCUUAAAAGGCCCUGCAGGAUGUGGCGCUGGGACCUACCUCGCUGCCCUCUUUCUUACCCUCCCCACCUCGCUCACUCCCCUCCCCCCGUGGCCACCUCAGUGCUUGAGAAACCACAAGCGUGUUUCCUGCUGGGGGCCUGGGCCUGUGCGCUUGCCGAUCCCCCUUCCUAGAACGUUCUCCGUCCAGCUGCCUCACCUCCGCGUCUUUACCUAGCUGUCCUCCACUCAGCGAGGCCUCCCCAGCCGUUCUAUCUACAACUGCAUCCCCCUUGGUACCCUCAGCUCCUUCCUCUGCCUAACCUCGCCCCGUGGUCCUUAUCACCAUCGAACACACUACGCCUUUAUCUCGCUUAUUGGGUGACUCCCAUGCGCCCCACCAGAAGGCCACCUCCACGAGGAGAGGAAUCUUCGUUUGGUUCAUGGCUGACUCUCCAUGGACCUAGAUCGGCACCUGGCACAUAGCGGGAAUUCAAUAAAUACUUGUUAAAAGAAUAAACGGAGAGUGAAACGAGGGCUCAUCCCUGGUUUUAGUGGAGGAAGGGAGGCUCAGAGAGGUCGAGUGACCUGCUAUGACCACACGGGCAGGAGGUGGGAUCGCGGAAGCAGCUCUGUGGCCCUGAAGUCGUGACAUGUACCCUGUCCAGGCCAGGGGCCAAAGAGCACCUGCCAAGAGCCUAAACUCUUACGCUCCACCGUGCCUGGCUGAAAGGGUGCAGCGGGGGACAGGGCCGGGGAGGGCCACACGCCCCUUAUA